Molecule: messenger RNA, 720 nt
Organism: Aphanomyces invadans
Lineage: Eukaryota; Oomycota; Saprolegniomycetes; Saprolegniales; Verrucalvaceae
Exons: 4
Coding region: 20-688 (222 amino acids)
Cellular component (GO): nucleus
Source: RefSeq, a predicted model, not a curated record
AUUUCCAUUUGGACACCGCAUGACGACAGCAAGUAACAGUGUCGCGGCCAAGUUUCCCUCGCAAGCCAAGGAAGUCGGAGAGACUACAGAGGUGUCCAGGCCUAGAAGCAAACCGAUCGCGGGUUUUGUGUCGACCUCCGUCUUGUCCUCGUCCGAUGGGUUGUUUGGAGAUAAUGUGGAGGAAGUUCGCAUCACGGAUCGACCUGAAAGCUCCGCGGACAAGGUAGACUACCGUCCGCUCUAUGAGCGGUUAAAGGAGCAGAAAAACGCGCGCGAUGCUGACUGGAAGGAGAAGAACAACCCUUUUGCACCACCCAAGGGCCUCGACGACGAAGAGAUCGACUUUUUGCACACUUUGGAGUCCGACCAGAAGAAAAUCCAAGACGAAAUCUCACGCCACCAUGAGGAAGAGUUGGCACAUUUUGCCCUGUUAAAGCGAGAGAUCAACCAAUCCAAGAAACCACCCGCCGCGAAUUCGGUGCCGAUUGCCGCUGCAUCCGUGAACAGGACCGAAUUGCCCUUGGAAAAGAAAAGCAUCAAGGUUGCCGCCAGGGCGAAAGUGAAGAAGUCCAAGCAAGGUGGCCAUGACAGUCAAGGUACUUCGAAGAAACAGAAGACCGCCGCGCCGGUGGCGAGUCUCGUGGCGGCGUACAGCGAUGACGACGACAACUGCAGCUCGGACACUUGAAUUUAUUUGAAACUUGACAUCAGUGUUCCCAA